AUGGAAAAUUGGAGAAAAGACCAAGGGAUCAGUAAUCAUCAAGUGGGUCAUUGGAGAUCUUCAUCUCAUAGCGAAAAACCACAUUUGGAUAACCAGAAUAUGAAUAUGCAUUCCAAUGUGAUGAACUGGGUAGACUAUGCUGUCAAAGAGGCAUUUGACGAUGAAAAAUUCAGGUUUUGGGCUGAGAACAACGGCUUUCCCGGCAACAUUCCAUUGCCCGAUCCCAACAUGUACGUUAACGAUCCACAUCACAAUCAAGAUUUGGAUAGAGAAGUAGAGGCAAGACAUAACAUGAAAAAAAGGGGACACGAGGAUUUGAUUAUCGAUAGUUCUCAUCGUUUGAAACAGUCCUUCACAGGACUUGGAUGGGGACUCGGACCUACUGGAUGGGAGGAUGAUAACAAAGGAGUAAUAAAAUCUCCCGAACCAAGUUAUGUUGCUGAAGGAUGGAGAUCAAAGGAGUACACUGGUGGUGAGUUGCAUGACAUGUAUCAAGCAGGAAAUAGUGGGAACAGAAAUUGGGGAACAUGGGAAGCAAAUAACAAAAGCACAGAAAAUAGCAUGCCAUGGUCUAAGAACGAUGCAUAUCAGCAUGAUAAUAUUGAGGAUAUAGGAUUUGUUAUUGAGGUGUUAUAG
Messenger RNA from Vicia villosa (hairy vetch), 636 nucleotides. RefSeq lists its product as uncharacterized. The record is from RefSeq and is a predicted model, not a curated record. NCBI's taxonomy places the organism in Eukaryota, Viridiplantae, Streptophyta, Magnoliopsida, Fabales, Fabaceae. Bases 1 to 636 code for a protein of 211 amino acids. The transcript has 3 exons.